GUGGUCGCCAUUCUGUAUCCGAGCUGUAUGCUCGAUGCGGACCCCGCUGAGCCAAAAUGGCUUCAGUUUCACAGCCUCCGCAAACAGCGGCUUCCUGUGAAUGGGAACUCGGUUAAAAAAGACUAAAUAAACAGGCCUUACCUGAUUCCUGUAUAUCAUACUCGCCGACAACGCGUUAUAAAUCAUAUUUACCUCGCUAAAAAACAAUUGGAAACAAUUUUAUAUCUGAUAAACUCUUUGGAAACGUGCACACCUUUGCUUAGAUCAUACUUUAUUGAUGUAACUAAUAUAUUUAAUGUGUAUUUUGCGGAGUGGGUUUGCUGGGAACGAGGUACGUCUGUCUUAGCGAGAUCGAGCUAGAGAGAGCGAGAGUGUUUAGUUGGGCCGGUUCGGCCGGGUUCGUUUUUGCAAGCCAAGGUAUCAGUCAAGUUUUAAUUUAAAUAGUUUUAUUUCACCUUAUUGUCGUGCUACGCAAAUCCUCGGGCAGGCGGAUAAGUGUUUAGAGGCGUCUGGCUUUUCAGGCGCCUGUUCAGAGGCCCGAGUUGUUUCACCCGGCGGUCUGGCUAAACGGGAUGGGCGACAGUCGAGACUCUAGAAGUCCAGACAGUUCUUCGGUCAGCUCUCCUGCAGCCCAGCGCAGUCCCCCCCUGCCCCCUCUCCCCCCUGCUGCCAUGACCUCAUCGCUGAACUCUCCAAUCAGCAGCCUGGGGUCUCCCUUCUCUGUUAUCAGCUCCUCCAUGUGCUCCCCCAGCCUACCAAGCACCCCCUCUGUCGGCUAUGGACCCAUCAGCAGCCCCCAGAUUAACUCCACAGUCAGCAUGUCGGGGCUCCACACUGUCAGCAGCUCGGACGACGUGAAGCCCCCCUUCGGACUCAAGGGCAUGCCGGCGCACAGCCCGGGACCCAUGAUGUCACAGAAACGACUCUGCGCGAUCUGUGGGGACAGGUCCUCGGGUAAGCACUACGGGGUGUACAGCUGCGAGGGCUGUAAGGGUUUCUUCAAGCGCACAGUGCGGAAGGACCUCACGUACACCUGCAGAGACAACAAGGACUGCCUGGUGGACAAGCGGCAGAGGAACCGGUGCCAGUACUGCCGCUACCAGAAGUGCCUGGCUAUGGGCAUGAAGAGGGAAGUUGUCCAAGAUGAACGACAGCGCACUGUGCAGGAGGAGAGGCAGCGCAAUAAGGAGAAGGAGGGCGAGGUGGAGUCCACCAGCGGAGUGAACGAGGAGAUGCCGGUGGAGAAGAUCCUGGAUGCAGAGAUGGCCGUGGAGCAGAAAACAGAGCUGCACGCCGACGGCACAGCCAGCACGGCAAACUCUCCCAAUGACCCCGUCACUAAUAUCUGCCAGGCUGCUGACAAGCAGCUCUUCACCCUGGUGGAGUGGGCCAAGAGGAUCCCUCACUUCUCAGAGCUGCCGCUGGACGACCAGGUCAUCCUGCUCAGAGCAGGCUGGAACGAGUUGCUCAUUGCCUCGUUCUCUCAUCGCUCCAUCACUGUGAAGGAUGGUAUCUUGCUGGCGACGGGUUUGCACGUGCAUCGGAACAGUGCGCACAGCGCUGGAGUGGGGGCCAUCUUUGACAGGGUGCUGACUGAGCUCGUCUCCAAGAUGAGAGACAUGCAGAUGGACAAGACGGAGCUAGGCUGCCUGCGAGCCAUCAUACUGUUCAACCCAGAUGCGAAGGGGCUAUCUAACCCCAGUGAGGUGGAGCUGCUGAGAGAGAAGGUCUACGCCUCCCUGGAGUCCUACUGCAAGCAGAGAUACCCAGACCAGCAGGGCAGGUUUGCUAAGCUCCUCCUCCGCCUGCCAGCGCUGCGCUCGAUUGGUCUGAAAUGCCUGGAGCACCUGUUCUUCUUCAAGCUGAUUGGAGACACUCCCAUUGACACCUUCCUCAUGGAGAUGCUGGAGGCACCGCACCAGCUCACGUAGAGGAGAGAGUGAGAGAGACUGUCAUUCAGGGCUGGACAUGACGGAGCUCCAGCAGUCAACCAAGACUAAAGGAGUUGCAGCUCACAAAAGAUUGCUUACACCUGUUUUGCAUCUCCAUUGCAGGGCUUGAAACUCCUGCACCCAGUCCUGAGGUUCAGAACUCCCCUCAAUGAAGUCUAUUACUGAAAUGAUCAGGAGCCAGGAGUUUGAGCAAGGUUAGAAACUCACACUAGCCCUACUGUACCCAGUCCUGGGUUUCAGAACUCAAUAAGUAUAUUAAUAUGAUCAGUAGUUUGAUGUUAAAUUGUUCUAGUAACCCUACAGACUCACAGAUGAGACAUAUUGAUGCUGUGAUGAGAAUCGGUUCAUUCACAGCAGAUUUACCAGGGGCCUUAUUUCUCAACCUCCUGCACCUACCUGCUCAUUUCAAUGAUAAACCUGAGCAAGGGGAGCGCAUUCGCUACAUGACUCUCAGAUGGACUGUUUUGAAACAAACACGUGUCACAGAAAACCUGUAUUUCCAUUUUAAAAUGUCUGAUACAACACUAAGUUGAAACGAGUCUGUGUUUGCGUGCCUUGGACUCAGGAAAUCUCUUACACUUGCACCUCUUCGGUCAGCAGUGUCUUUGGGUUACUGGCUUGGGGGAGGAUCAUUUGUCACCCUGACCAAGGAAGUGCAACACUAUCCAAAAGCAGCAAGGCUUGUGCAAACAGAUUUCUUCUCCCUACAGUAGUAGCUGAUGUUUUGCAAUGAAAGUCCAUGUUUACUGGAAUGCGUGUUUCUUCAGAGCUGCACGUUUCAGACCUGUGGAACGAAUCCAGGUGCAAAACAAAAUUGUUUUGUCAGCUCCAAUCACUUUCAACACAAAAGAUCUGCCAGAGACUUCCCAAGAGGAAUAUCAACAAGCAACCUUAUUCUUCAGAAAUGGAGAGAGAGAGAGGAAAGAGAAGGGGAGGAAAGAGGAGGGUCCUUGCAAUGUGGAGUUAGAACAACUUCCCCAUCAUUUGUAUUUGCAUUGUAUUUUUUAAAGCAAGCUUGCAAAAUGGACAUGGCAACAUUACAAUUUUUUAAUGAAAAUAAAGAUCAGAGUGGGAUUGUUAGCAAUAUUAUACACAGGCUUAUUUUAAAGAAGAAACAAGAUUAACAAGAUGCAGUGUUGGAUGGAUUGCCUGCGAUGCUCAGUUCAGUCCUGGUCUGAAUGGCACUGCGAAGAUCAUCCAUUUACAUGAAAUAAAAAUAACCCUGGGAAUAGAGAGUGCGCUUCUGUGGCAGUGUUAUUAAUGCAGAAGAGUCAAAGCUUUUCUCUGAGACUGGACUUCACAAGAAAGUCAAGACAAGAUGGGUGUUGCUUGCAAUAACAGAUGGAAUUGCCCACAUUUUAUAUGCAAUAAAAACAGCAGUCAUUUUAUAUUAAAGAAAGACUUAAAAUAAUGUGAUGUGGAGACAUUUUGUAGAAGACUUUAAACAAAACCGAGAGACUAACAGUGUGGAGCUGUUCUUGUGAGAUUUGACCGUGCUGGGAACUCAAACGCGUGCAGUAAGCUGCAUUGACAACCACGAUUUACACAUGGUUUAGUUUUUCUUUUCUUUUUUUUCUUAAACAAUUAGAGGAAACGUAUAAACUUUGCUUGAGAAUAUCCUUGAGGAACCUGUGUUCUCAGUUAAGAUUUUCACAAUGAAAUGCUUGUUUUCGAUUUUACCCCCCAAGCAAUACUAAAAAAAGGUUGAACUUCUAUUAAAUAAACUGCAGUUUGGACUGCACUUUGGGUUUGAUUUUUAUUCAUCAGAACAAAGUUUAUGAACGAGAGGAGGCCAUUCAGCCCAUCGGAGCUCGUCCAGUACCUAGUAGCCGAUUCAUUUCAAAAGGAUCCCAGAGAUUCAGCAUCAAUUACAUGACUCGGUAACCCUUGGAAACCCAUUCCAUCCUCUCGCCACUCUCUGUGAUACAACGCAUUCUCCUUUUAUCAACUAAACAAUAAGGGUCCUGUGUGAAAAACACAUUUGGAAAUCAAAAGCAGUGAUGAUUGAAACCAGUCAUCUGUUCAACCAUGUGAAAGAACUUGUUUGAAUUGAUUAUAUAUAUAGGUUUUCAAUGCAGUCGAUGUAUUUUCUAUCAACGUUUCCUGUUCAGUACAGUGACUGCCCGUGUGUGGUUUGUACCAGUAUUGCUUAGAAAAAUCCACCUUUUAUUAUUUCAGUUUGAAAUGUUUGUUUGAAUGGAUCAAAACGGAAACUUGCAUUGAAGCAAUCCCUCUUUAAAAAUAACAAAGAAAAGGAAUGAGAGAACGUGAGAGAUGGAUUGAAACGCACUCCAGAAAGAAAUGAAAUUGGACGAGAAAUACUAAUACUAAUAAAAUAAAAUGAAAGCAGUUUCUGGAAAGGAGAGAGAGAAGAAAGAGAUCUUGUUAAACAAAACAUAUCAAGGACAAUGAAUGAAGAAGAAUCUAUUGCAAAACAAACCAGCGUCUAAAGAAAGAAAACGUGUAACUAACUAUAAUGAUGACUAAUUCUUGCUUUCUAUCCUCAAAUCCACUUGGCUUCUGCGACCCUCCUUUUCAUAUCUUAAUUUUGGGAAAGGAUGUUUGGAAAUUGAUUUUUAAGAAAUCUGAUAGGCAUCUAACUGUACUGCUCCUUGUACUAUGAAUAUUAUUAUUAUUAUUAUUAUCAUGAUUACUGCUGCUGCUGCUGCUUUCUGUGAAUGGGCAUUUUGGUGUCUUUUCUCUUUUUUUAGUUGUCUUGGUUUUAUUGUUUUUGUUAAUUCUCUUUUUUGUGGACUAGUGCAUAUUUGAAUUGUAUUUCUUUGGCUUGAAUACCUGUACAAUGUACCAUCCAAUUAUAACAUCACUUGCUUCCUGAAAACUCUG
This is a messenger RNA of Acipenser ruthenus (sterlet), 4796 nucleotides long. Its product is annotated as retinoic acid receptor RXR-beta-A. Lineage: Eukaryota; Metazoa; Chordata; Actinopteri; Acipenseriformes; Acipenseridae. The transcript is spliced from 11 exons. Gene Ontology annotation, molecular function: nuclear receptor activity; retinoic acid-responsive element binding; nuclear steroid receptor activity. The record is from RefSeq and is a predicted model, not a curated record. The coding region runs from base 573 to 1931 and encodes 452 amino acids. Gene Ontology annotation, cellular component: nucleus; RNA polymerase II transcription regulator complex. Gene Ontology annotation, biological process: anatomical structure development; positive regulation of transcription by RNA polymerase II; cell differentiation.